AUGGAAAACAACAUUAAUUUCGUGGACGAGUCAUUAGAUAGUGACAGUGAGGAAGAUGACCUAAGCAUAGCUGAGGGAGAGGGAUCAAAAGAUCCCGUUGUUCUUUCUGCAAUUUUGGUGGAAGCCGCGAAUAUACUUCGACGCCGCGGUUUGUAUAGUGUUAAGGAACAUUUCAUGGUGGACCAGAACAAAGUCCUUGAUGCUGUCAACCACUUCGAAGAAGAUUUUCCUGAACUCCUGGAUGACUUUCUCACGGAUUCCGAUGAUACCGAAGCAAGAAACGUAAAGAUUCUAUUCGCAGGUGUUGUGAUGGAGGCUCUGGGCAAGCAAAGCGCACUAUACAUAGGAUCGCUUCUGCGCUUUGCUGAUGUGAUGAUCGCCAUUUGUCGCGCUCGAGUUCUUCCCGACAACUUUGACAUCCAGCUUCUCUCUACAUUUGUGAUGGAUUGCGGGCGACAUGAAGCGUUUGUAGGUAAUCUUUGUUUACCGGAAGAUGACACGAUAGCUUGUUUACUUGAAGCGUGA
Messenger RNA from Cooperia oncophora, 525 nucleotides. NCBI's taxonomy places the organism in Eukaryota, Metazoa, Nematoda, Chromadorea, Rhabditida, Trichostrongylidae. The record is from the annotation of a GenBank genome assembly.